CCGAUAUUGCUUUUCCUGCACUAGCAGGUCGAUGCAGAAAAGGCAGGGUGAACGAGGGAACAACUUCUCUGAGCCGUCUGCUGCCCCGCGGCGUGGCGGUCUCGUUGAGAUUUGGAGUAAACUACUCUCUUGGUUCUAUUUUAUUUUUAUUUUGUCUUUAUUCUUUUUUCCUUCUAUUUUUUGCGAAUGGGUGUGGUGGCGUUGCAGUUUAGCUUGGAGUCAAACCCGCCGUUUGAAUCGCGCUGCCCGUCCCCCAGAUUCUUCCCCAUGCCCCAAUUAGCUGACUUUGUCCUCUGUUUUCUCUCGUCAUUUCUCAUCUUCUCGCUUCCAACAAACGCAAAAAAAAAAAAAAAAAAAAAAAGUGUCGAAGCCAUCCCUGGCCAACUCACAGGCCGGCCACGCUACACAACCCUUCCCUCCUACCCGUAUCGGACAAGGCUGGGGUCCUCGUAUCUCACUCGCCAUCGUAAGCUGAGCCGGGGUGGCCCCCAAUUCGUCAGGCAAUGCGAAUUGCUCGAGGGGAAAUAUCCCAAAAAAAAAAGUUGACUCUUAGCGAACAAGGGCGCUGUAUCUCUUGCCUGUCUUU
This is a messenger RNA of Trichoderma asperellum CBS 433.97, 586 nucleotides long. NCBI's taxonomy places the organism in Eukaryota, Fungi, Ascomycota, Sordariomycetes, Hypocreales, Hypocreaceae. The record is from RefSeq and is a predicted model, not a curated record.